This is a messenger RNA of Adineta ricciae, 609 nucleotides long. NCBI's taxonomy places the organism in Eukaryota, Metazoa, Rotifera, Eurotatoria, Adinetida, Adinetidae. The record is from the annotation of a GenBank genome assembly.
AUGACAUUCCUUCUCACUCAUCGUUCCGCAAUUAAUACUUUCUCAUCCUCAAUCGUUUAUCGUCAAUUCUGGAAUUCUAUAAAUAUUAUUCGAAACAAAUACGAUCGAAAACGUGUACAAGAAAUUGGUGCGGAUUUGGCUUGCGCCGAAUGGUUAGUGCGAUGUGGUGGAUCGAUACGUUUUCAAAAUUGGGGCUCAUUCAUAUCGAAGUCCAAUCAAAUACCAACUAGUAUACCUGGACAAUUUCGAGUUGAAGAAAUCCGCGCGGUGAAUGCAUCUGUUACAUCCGAAGGUUUUGCUUAUUUAGAGGGACUUCAGCAUCUAAAAACGAUCCAUUUGGAAAAAUGCGAUCAAGUCGGUGAUAGCUGUCUAGCUCGAUGCAAUAGAGCGAAAGACACCGUCGAAUCGAUGACAUUGGUUGAUCUAGGUCAAAUUAGUGAAAAUGGUUUGGCGUAUCUAGCUGGAAUGAAAAAAUUAAAGCAAAUAAACUUGGCACGAUUGUUAAAUAUUAAAGAUCGUGCUGCAGUCAUAAGAUUAUUGACGGAUGAAUUACCACAAUGCAUGAUCAAUUAUGAUGACAAAUAUCCUCCGGCACGCGAACUCCAAUAA